Messenger RNA from Talaromyces stipitatus ATCC 10500, 1917 nucleotides. Its product is annotated as cytochrome P450, putative. Gene Ontology annotation, molecular function: oxidoreductase activity, acting on paired donors, with incorporation or reduction of molecular oxygen; monooxygenase activity; heme binding. The record is from RefSeq and is a predicted model, not a curated record. The transcript has 10 exons. Bases 1 to 1917 code for a protein of 638 amino acids. Lineage: Eukaryota; Fungi; Ascomycota; Eurotiomycetes; Eurotiales; Trichocomaceae.
AUGCCACCAAAACACUACUACCAAUCCGAGAGAUUGAUAGGAUGGGGUCUGCUGAAAGAAAACUUCCACAACUCUCGAAAAAAAAAGAUCCUGACCGCGGAAAGAGUCCGCUUCGAGGAAUAUGGGUAUACGUUCAGCUCGACUUUGACCUGGGUAUUCGGCGAGAGAAGGCAUUCCAGUCACUCCUUGGGCAGGGAAUUUUCUGCACCGAUGGAGCACAAUGGGAGCAUUGAUGCAGUCUGUUGCGACCAAGCUUUACGCGAUCUUAGGUCGCAGAUUUUGAUUUACUUGAGAGACAUGUCAGAAAACUUCUCCGUCUUAUUCCUCACGAUUAAUCGGUGCCGGGCUUUUGUCGACACCUUCGACUAUGCACAACGUGGCCUGAUCGAUCGAACACCAUACGGGGCCUUCUUGCCUCUCUACCGAAAUAAGCACUUUGAUACAAGCGUACGGAUAUGUCACCAAUGGAUGGACAACUUUGUUCACAAAAAUCUUGAGUAUCGUGCGCAAGCUAGACAUGGAAAACAAUCUGACGGAUAUAACGUGCUUGAGGAAUUAUCUCGGAAAUCCAGAAGUGCAAAGGACCUUCGUGAUCAGUUACUCUGUGUGCUAUUAGCGGGCAGGGACACAACUGCUGGUCUGAUAAGCAACGUUUUCUAUUUUCUGGCAUGUCACAAAAGCGUUUCGCAACAUUUACAAAGCGAAGUCGCGUCGCUCCAAGGCUGUCCACCUUCCUUAGAAGAGAUCAAACAAAUGAAGUAUCUCUCAAAUGUCAUGAAUGAAUGCCUCCGAUUAUACCCACUCGAGCAUUCCAACGUGCGAAUUGCGAACAUAGACACGAUUCUUCCUGUUGGUGGUGGUCCUGGCAGCGAAUCACCUCCCUUGAUCGGGAAAGGUCAGAUAGUUAUGUAUAAUGUCUACUCUAUGCAUCGACGAAAGGAAAUUUACGGUCUAGACGCAGACUACUUUCGGCCUGAGCGCUGGGAAAAACCUCGUUUGGGUUGGGUCUUUCUACCAUUUAACAGGGGUCCCCGUAUAUGCAUUGGACUGGAAUUGGAGCUGCAAAUGAUCGAGAGUAGAAGAUUGGAGCGUAGGCCCUUGGCCUGCAAGGCAUACGAUGUGGAAAUUCUUAGAGACAUUCUCCGGUCUUUCGAAGUCGGACGUCAUCCCAACAACGAGAGUUGGCUGUUGUAUCGUGGCAAGUGCAUCCUGGACGGAUUCACCCGUAGACCGGCCAUGUCCAACAUCAUGUGUGUCCAUUUUCCUCGUGAGCACAAUAUAACAAUUUGCAUCAAAUUGACGGGCCAAGAAGUCUCUAUUUUUGCGUGUUUGAUGGCACCUGUAAUAUUGUCUCCGACGACCACCCGAUAUCGCUAUUUUGCUUCGAAGAGUCAACAAGGCGCACACUCCGGCCGCCCUGAGACCUUGAAUUGGUGGCCUGAAGUCGCCUUGGAAAGCCCAGUCAAGGUCAUGCAUACCGCCCAUGGAGAGUCUGACUGCCAUACAGACUUGUCGCACACCGAGACUUUCGAGAACCAUAGAAUGGAUUUAGAAGCCAGAUUAGUCAAAGACAUUUACAGACACAUAGCAAAGGAAAAAAGGUCUCCCUACCUGACAUCAUCACGAAUCGUAGUCAAUGGGAAUGUUGGUCCUCUAGCACUCCCGCAAAAGUUUACGCGGACUCGCGCUUCCGAAGGGACUGCCAAUUGUGUCCAUACAGAUGACGAAGAACCGUCGAACAUCAAAUGCCUGGCCCUCCCUCCCCAACAGAGAAAUGCUGCCCCAGGCCCUAUAUGCCAUUGGCACAUUUUGAAGAAUGACUCUGGCCUCGAGCUGUUGAGAGAGGUUCGAGUCAGGGUUUCGCUCAUGUGUAUGAAGCCCUCUCUGGGACCCAUGAUCAUUGGCAUUCAGGGUUGA